This is a messenger RNA of Exophiala bonariae, 2826 nucleotides long. RefSeq lists its product as uncharacterized. Lineage: Eukaryota; Fungi; Ascomycota; Eurotiomycetes; Chaetothyriales; Herpotrichiellaceae. Gene Ontology annotation, molecular function: trehalose-phosphatase activity. Gene Ontology annotation, cellular component: cytosol; alpha,alpha-trehalose-phosphate synthase complex (UDP-forming). The record is from RefSeq and is a predicted model, not a curated record. Bases 1 to 2826 code for a protein of 941 amino acids. Gene Ontology annotation, biological process: trehalose biosynthetic process. The transcript has 2 exons.
AUGACGGUCUUUGUCGCGACCCUCUUCUUACCAUACACGGUCAAUUUUGACGUCCCUUCAAAGUCAAGGCCCGCGUCACCAGAAGCCACCAGAUCUCAAACCACUGAUGUACCUGCAAUCACUCCCGGCCUUGUGCCCGCAGUGAGUCUCUUUACCCCAAGUGCAGGCCUCGUCGACACUCCUGGUCCUAUUGUUCAGACCCCUGGCGCCACCACUGACCACGAGCGCAUCUUCCGUCCUCAUGUCGAGCGGCCAAUCAGUCUAAGACUACCCAGUCAUAUCAAGCUAGCAGACGCAGAGUCCCCCGCUAUCAGAGAUCCGCGCACGAUUUCUCGUGCCGAUCUACAUUCACCAACAUGGGGUAAAACUGUGACUUGGAAUCAACCUCCUUCACGCGCGAAGGAACCUCCUCCAAGCGACAUCCUGAAACACGCUGAUCCUCGUAUCACAAGAGAAAAGGCCACUGCUUUGCUGCAAAGUGCGCAAAUCAAGAUCAGCGGCCGCCGCCAAAGAGCAAGAACAGUGAGCCAUGAGCGACGUUUCUCUGAAUACAGCUACACAGUGGAAAAGGCUCAGAUCGGCAACGGUGGAUUAUUCAAUGCGAUCGACGCAGUCACCGAUGCUGGAAUUCUCGAGGACAAAACUUGGGUGGGUACCUUGGGUUGUCCAACCGAAGCAUUGGAGGAUCAUCUGAGAGCCAACAUUGCCGAGAAACUUGAGAAUGAUUACGAUUCAUUGGCAGUCUUUGCUAGUGAUAGCGAUCUCAACGGACAUUACGAGCACUACUGCAAGACCAUUCUUUGGCCUGUUUUCCACUAUCAAGUUCCAGACCAUCCAAAGAGCAAGGCAUAUGAGGAUCAUUCUUGGGUCUACUAUGUCAAAGUCAACGAAGCCUUUGCCGAUCGUAUUGCCAAGAAUUACAAGAAAGGUGACAUAAUUUGGGUUCAUGAUUAUCACCUUCUCCUGGUCCCUGGUCUUCUGCGAAAGAAGAUUCCUGAGGCUCAAAUUGGCUUCUUCCUUCAUACCGCCUUCCCAUCUUCAGAAAUCUUCCGCUGCUUGGCUGUUCGCAACAAUCUUCUCGAAGGUGUUCUUGGUGCAAGUAUGAUUGGAUUUCAGAAUGAAGAAUACGGGCAUCAUUUUCUUCAAACUUGCAGCCGGCUGUUGAAUGUCGAGGCAACCAAACAUGGUGUCAUCCUUGAGGACGGACGUUUUGUUCACGUACAGACCUGUCCCAUUGGCAUUGAUCCAAAAUCACUUGAUGCACAACGAAAAUUACCAGAAGUCAGUGAAUGGGUUCGCACAAUUGCUGAAAAGUAUGCCGGGAAGCGAAUGAUUGUUGGUCGUGACAAGCUUGACAAUAUUCGUGGAGUACGCCAAAAGAUGUUGUCGUAUGAGUUGUUUCUUAACAAGUACCCCCAGUACGAGGAUCAGGUUGUCUUGAUUCAAAUCGCUACCUCAUCCACAGAAGACCCUGAGUUGAGUGCCACAGUUGCCGACAUUGUGACCCGUAUCAAUUCUUCUCAUUCAACACUAGCUCAUCAACCUGUUGUGUUUUUGAAGCAAGACAUCGAUUUUGCACAGUAUCUUGCUCUCCUCACCAUUGCCGAUUGCCUUAUGAUUUCCAGCUUGAGGGAAGGCAUGAACCUUACCAGCCAUGAAUUCAUCUUCUGUCAAGAUGGCAAGAUUUCAAACACCAAAUGUGCGCCACUUAUUCUUAGUGAGUUUACUGGCUCCGCAACUGUGUUUGGAAAAGACGCUUUACUUGUCAAUCCUUGGCAUUAUACACAAUGCGCCGAUUCCAUCAAGAAAGCACUGGACAUGCCGGAUGAAGAACGACAACGUCGCUGGAAGGCCAUGUCCGAUAUUGUCGGUCAAUACAAUGCUACACGCUGGUAUGAAUCAUUCAUGAAAGCACUCGAUCAUGCCUGGAAAGAACACUCAAUUCGUGAUUCAACCUCCGUUCCACGUUUGUCGGUUUCUGGCACGACCUCGAAAUACCGCAAAGCUAACAAACGUCUCAUCAUUAUCGAUUACGAAGGCACCCUUGCUUCUUGGGGAGCUCCAACAGACAUCAUCUUGACCACUCCCAAACGUUCAAUUGACGUGCUGAAUGAUUUGGUGGAGGACAAGAAGAAUAUCGUCUAUGUCAUGAGUUCUCGAAUGCCCGAGGAAAUGGAACGACUGUUCAGUCAGGUUUCUGGCAUUGGUAUGAUCGCGGAGAACGGUGCAUUUGUGCAAGAACCAUGUACUGAUGACUGGACCGAGUUGACCGACCUGGAAAACAUCAAAACUUGGAAAUCCGGUGUCCGAAGCAUCCUUCAAUACUAUGUCGACAGAAUUGAGGGGAGCCGCAUCGAGGAACGACACUCGGCUCUCGUGUUUGAUUACACUGAUGCAGAAGACGUGUCCACCGCAUUCAAACAAGCAGGAGAAUGUGCAAACCACAUCAACGACGCAUGCCGUAAUCAACAUGUCAGCGCAGUUCCAAUUGAAGAUGGCUUGAUCAUUUCAGAGAUGGAUGUCAACAAAGGCUUGGCUGCACAGAUGAUCAGCGACAAGUUGGAGGAGGGAAUCGUGGGGACUGAAGAAGCUCUACCUGACUUCCUGCUCGUAAUCGGUGACUCUCGGGAGGAUGAAUAUGUCUUCAACUGGGCGCAUAAGUUGGAGAAGGCAAAUAAGAUCAAGGAUGUGGUGACCGUCACGCUCGGAGCUAGGAGUACAGAAGCGUCCGCGACCUUGACACAAGGUGUUACCGGUGUUUUGUCCAUUCUGGAGAAACUAGUGAAACGUGAGGAUCCUGGACAAAUGAAUGGGUCCGCAAAGUGA